Messenger RNA from Medioppia subpectinata, 2343 nucleotides. The record is from the annotation of a GenBank genome assembly. Lineage: Eukaryota; Metazoa; Arthropoda; Arachnida; Sarcoptiformes; Oppiidae.
CAUGUAUUGAGCACUUAUGCAAAUCGACUGAGUCUACCGUCGGGUCCAAUAGGUGUACCACUGGUCGGAUACCUGCCAUUCCUCGGACGACAACCGCAUAGAGAUAUCGCAAAAUUGAGUGAAAAAUACGGAAACGCAGUAAAGGAUGCCUUUCAAAAGGACGCCUUCUUAGACCGACCCAAAGACAGUCCAUUUGUUAUCGUAGACGUCGAUAGCAGCUUUGGCGAUGAUAAUGGGCUCUUAUGGAAAGAGCACCGGAGGUUUGCGUUACAAGCGAUGCGAGACUUAGGGUUUGGAAAGGGAAGUAUGGAGGAUAGGAUUGGCGAUGAGAUCUCACAUUUCACUAAACUUAUUGAUGAAACCAAUGGCCAGGGAUUCAAUUUCCAUAAAAUUCUGACUCCGAGUAUGUCUAACAAUAUCUGUCAUCUGGUAUUUGGACACCGGAUGGACUUCAAUGAUCCCAAACGUAUUAUAUUUGAUAAUAUGUUGGAUACACUCGCGAAACAGUUCUCAAUGCUCGGAGUUUUUAAGGAAAUAGAGUCACACCAGAAGACUUUGGAUCCAAACAAUAAUCGUGAUUAUAUCGACGGAUUCCUCAAUGAAAUGAAAAUCAGACAACAAAAGGAUCCCAACACUAGUUUCACGAUUAAUAAAUUAUCAGCGAAUAGCAGAGCCUUCUUUGGUGCGGGCAGUGAAACAGUGCGGACAACAGUCGAGUGGUUAGUAUUAUUGGCCGUAAAACACAAAGACAUUCAAAAGAGAUUACACGAAGAGAUCGAUGAUGUGAUCGGUAGAGACCGGAGCCCCACGUGGGCUGACAGGCUUGAUAUGCCUUAUAUUCAAGCAUUCAUUAAUGAAGUGUUUCGUUGGAAAACUAUUGCACCAUUAAAUUUAAUGAGAAGCGCUUCUGAAGAUGCAUAUAUUUUGGGUCAUUUCAUACCCAAAAACACCCGAAUAAUGGCUAAUAUAUGGGCUGUCCAUUACGACCCUAAAGUAUGGGACAACCCUGAUCAAUUCAAUCCCAAUCGAUUUUUAACACCUGAUGGCAAACAUUUGAUUAAAACCGAAGCUUUGAUACCAUUUUCUUACGGUAAACGCAAUUGUGUUGGCGAGACAUUAGCACGAGUGGAGGUAUUCCUGUAUUUCGUAUCACUUUUACAAAGAUAUACAAUAAGUGCCGAAAACGAAGAGAUGUUGUCAUUAGACGAUAGAUUUGGGCUAACAUUACAACCGAAGGAAUCGUUUAUUCUUAGACCUAAAGUUCUGUUCAUACAUUAUAAUAUCAACCUUAAUGCUACAGUGAAACCUCAAAAUAAGAUUCAGUUUAAAAUUACUUAUAAGGAACGCCUGAGUCUACCGUCGGGUCCAAUAGGUGUACCACUGGUCGGAUACCUGCCAUUCCUCGGACGUGAACCACAUAAAGAUAUCGCAAAAUUGAGCGAUAAAUACGGAGGAGUUUUUACAUUACAAUUAGGAGUUUAUAACACAGUUAUAGUGAAUGAUUGGGAGUCAGCAAAAGAUGCUCUUUUAAAGGAUUCUUUCUUAGACCGACCAAAAAACGGUCCGUUCACUCUCGCAGACAACUCUAUCAGUCUCAUUGACGAUAGCGGACAAGAAUGGAGAGAUCACCGGAGGUUUGCGUUACAAACACUUCGAGACUUAGGGUUUGGAAAGGGAAGUAUGGAGGAUAGGAUUGGCGAUGAGAUUUCAUACCUCAUUAAACUUAUCGAUGAAACCAAUGGCCAGGGAUUCAAUUUCCAUAAACUAUUGGUCCCGAGUAUGUCUAAUAAUAUCUCUCAUCUGGUAUUUGGACACCGGAUGGACUUCAAUGAUCCCAAACGUAUUAUAUUUGACGAUUUGUUGGAUACCGCGGGUCCAUUUAAGGAAAUAGAGUCACACCAGAAGACAAUGGAUCCAAAUAAUAAACGUGAUUAUAUGGACGGAUUCCUCAAUGAAAUGCAAAAGAAACAACACACUGACUCCAACUCUAUUGAAAAGUUAUCGACAAACAGCCGAACAUUUUUUGGUGCGGGCAGUGAAACAGUGCGGACAACAGUCGAGUGGUUAGUAUUAUUGGCCGUAAAACACAAAGACAUUCAAAAGAGAUUACACGAAGAGAUCGAUGAUGUGAUCGGUAGAGACCGGAGCCCCACGUGGGCUGACAGACUUGAUAUGCCUUAUAUUCAGGCUUUUACUAAUGAAGUGUUUCGUUGGAAAAAUAUUUUACCGCUAAAUGUUUUACGAAGCGCUUCUGAAGACUCGUAUAUUUUGGGACAUUUUAUACCAAAAGAUACCCGAAUUUUAAUCAACUUAUGGGCUGUUCACCAUGAUCCCAAAUUCAAU